AUGUAGGAUAUAAUUUAAAAGCCUAGUGGAGAAAUAAGCCUGCUGUUAUGAAAAACGGUAAAGUGUCAUGUACUAGGCUAUGAAGGGAAGAGAAAAAAGAGACAGGCCUAAAGAACGCUGCUCUUACUUUCACUUCCUCGUCAGGUUGUUUGACGGCUGUCGGCCCAUAAGGGACUUCCUCCUUCUAGCUUGUAGUCUGUGUGUGUGACAGUCAUGAAGGACGGCAGCAGAACAGAAGAACAGGCCAAGGUGUCCCGCCAGGAGCUCUAUGAGGACUAUGUGAACUACCUCCAGCUGUGUCCAGAGGUUCGGCCGUGCCGCGACGCCUGCCUGCUGGAGAAGGCGGCUCAGUACCUUCAGACGGAACCAGAACCCACAGGGUCCUUCAGCCUGUUCCCUUUCUACCAGGCUGUACGGCACGACUGUAAAUCUGUGCGCACCGUCUCCAGGGAGCAUCUGACUGCUUUUAUCAAAGCCACCGACCUGCUGGAAACUCUCUGCGUCAAUCUCUUCCUUCAGCCCUGGAAGAAGGAAAUCAAGACACUUAAGACUUUUACAGGUCCAUUUGUUUACUGUCUCCUGCCAGUUCUCGGCAGUUCUACCAUUCAGUCGGUCCUGGCCUCUAUUGGCUACCUGCCCCAUACGGACUCUCCACAAAGUGAAUACAGACUGAGUGAGGAUGCUAACCCAGACAGAGCCAUGCUGCUGGGCUUUGAGCUGCUGUUAGCCAGGGUGGAAUGUUACCACCUCCUGGAGCUCCUGGAGAAGGAUCAAGUGGGACCACAGGAGUGGCUGGAGGUCCUCCAGAGGAGAGUGGGGCCUACAAAACUAGAGGAAACCACAGAGAAGAAGACAACAAUAGGCCAGAAGGAAGAGAAGGAGAAGGAGGAGAAGAAGAAGGAAGAUAGAAAAGAGGUACGUCAGGAUUUGGACACCAGACUUGCUGUGAAACCACAGCCCAAGCCUCGACACUGCCAUUUCAUCGGCGUAGACCAGUCCAUUAUGGAGAUGCAGAUGACCUACCCUGACCUGGUCUUCAGGGGCCGCCCUGUGCAAAUGGACGAACCUCAACGAGCAAACAGCAGCAAGAGCAGCAGUAAAGAUGCCCAUACUACCAGCACUAAUAAUUAUAGUGAUGACAGUAAAGCUACUGACCUCCCAGAAAGAGAUUGUAUUAAAGACACCAAAGCUGCUGCUGCUAAAAAUAUCUGCAGCAAAAAGGAUGGCAGCAAAGUUGAUGAAGUGUUUGGUGACGAUGGCAAAAGCAGUGGUUGUAAUGACAGGAACAGUGGUGGGACCACCAGCCCAGGAGACACCAUUAGCAGCAGCAGUGUCAAUAAAACUGAUGGAAGCAGAGUUGAUUGUGAGCUCAGUGGUCCUCAGGAAAUUUCCCUGCACAUCCCACCGAGAGCUGGAUCCAAAGCAGAGCAGAGCCUGAAACUUGGAGAGCUUCAGCCCACAGCAGAACCUACUGCCUGGACACAGCAGCAGACUGUAGCGGACCUAGAAAAUAAGAGACCGGACACCUCAACGCUUCCCUCUCUGAGCUCCAUGGACGAGGAGCAGGAUCUGAGAAAGCUGGCAGAGAGGAUGGGCCAGCCCCUUGUGCAGGAGACCAAAGAGGAAGUGAAGAGCAAAGAAGAAAACAAGAGAGAAGAGCAAAACACAAGUAGAGAGAGGAGGAAAACAGAGAGAAAGGCAAGCACAGAGGGAGAGGCAGAAGAGCAGAACCUGAGGAAGCCAGUGAUGAAGACAGGCCCAGCACUGAGCCAUGCUCACUCUGAGAAGCAGUCCACUGUGUGUCACCACUCACAGCUGACUGCCAGCAAAGCAGAGUGCCAGGCUUGUAAAGGAGGAGGCAGCCCAGGGCAGCGGGAAGGAGAAGAUACUAUGAGAGCAGAAACAGGCAGAGGAGAGGAGGAGCAGACCUAUGUCAUAGUCGAGAAUAACAAAAAAUAACAUGCUCUCAAGUAUACAUGUAUAGAAAUUAUUCAUAAUAAAGCUAUAACUAAAUAAACCUGAGCAAGCCUUAAACCAAUACAACAUGUAAUCAGGUUAAUUCACAAAGAAUGGAUUGUAGCCACUGAUAGCACCAUAAAAACUGGUCAUCACUUGCGACCCUAACAGCUCUGUCUCAAGGUCUUAUUCACAAAAGACUUCAUGCUAAUAUAACACAGUGCAAAGACGGCCAUAAAGUUUUGCAGCUACCGUAUGUGCAGUUUCCCCUUAAUGCGUCCGAUUGCAAUUAUCCCUGUUGCAAAGUGUAACUGUUGUCUUUGCGCUAAGGACACCGUAGGCAGAUCAGUGGCAGAGAGAAAAAGAAAAAUGAUGCUCAAAACCUCAGGCAAGAAAUUUAAAUGUGACAGAGAGAUUUAAUAUCCUAGUCUGUCAGUGCCGUUUCUGUUUUCAAACACACAUAGUGGACACCCCUUAUAAAUGCACUUCAGUUUGUAGAGGGGAGACCAGGGUUGGUUGUCACACUUUUUACUCUUGUGUAAAUUGCUCCUCAUUAAAACAUCUUGCAAUAGUCAUUCCUACAUCAAAUGAAACCUUUGAAAGUGGAAGCCCUUUUGUUUUCACAACCUAUUGUAACAAGAGGUAAUUUACCAUCAAGGAUGCUCUGACACAUUGUGACAACCAACCCUGUCACAAGGUAUUGGGGUUUGUAGUCCCUACUGUUAUAAAUGGGGUUUUUAUUUUAAAAAAAAGCUGUUUAAUAUAGAAAUACCAAAAGAGUUUUGAAAUGAAUACCCCGUCUAUAAUAGUACUCAUCAAUGCCCCUUGUGUUUAAACCAUGCAUUUUAAACAUGUGAUUCUUUGUUCCAAUUAUUCUCUGUAAUGAGAAGCAAAAUAAAUGACUUUACAUUAUUGAACAAAAAUCUAGGCUUUAGUAAAGCCAUAACAAUUCAUCAUGAAUAUAAUAUAAAGCAGUGAGAUUUAAAUACAUUAAUCUCCACAUAUAUGACCACCAUCUCCAACUGGCCACUUGACAAACAUUUAAGCUGGAUACCACAUUGCUUUAUUUUGAAGUUGACUCAAAUCAAAGCUUAACUUCAACUUUUUAAUAUGUUUUUAAGUUUGUAAUUACUAAUAAUCCACAAUCUUUCAAUACAAAAACAACAACAUGAAAAUGUUACUCUGACAUAUAAAAAUUACAAUUUGUUUUCGUCACCUUAAUGUUUUGUGUGUGUUCCUCAAAACGACCAGUGCAAAAUGAGCAGGAUGGCAGAACAACUGUUUAAUAUCAAAUACAUGGUCCUCUAGUUUAGCUGUAAUGAACAGUGUGACAACUAACCCCGGUCUCCCCUGUGCCUCUCACUCUCUGAAGAUGCUAAUAAUUUCAUUGUAAUUGCAUGUGGCAGUGUGGCUAUUAGUGCUGAUCUUUGUGUAUUAGACUUUUGCAAUGAGGCCAAUUUUGCACCAGAUGUACUAUGCUUAUUACAAAAUUUAAAUGCAAAUAGAACAGGAGUACCGAGACACUAUUUGCUCACCAUAUAAUUUGAAAAUUACACCGUUUCGUUUUGUCCUGGCUAUUUGCAGUGGCAGACUAUAACUAAGUACAUUUAGUCAAGUACCUACUUAGUACAAGUACCUACUGAAUACAAAUUUGAGGUACUGUUUCAUUAUAAAUUAAAUUAUUCAGCAAUAUACUGUAUAGGCAAGGCCACACAAGUCCAGUUGAAAUCAUUAAUGUUUUUUAAUCGUCAGUUUUGACAGAAUUGUUUUGAUUUUUUUGAAUUGAGUGUUUUUACUUUCAGUACUUUAAUUUCUUGAUGAUACUUACAGACUUUUACUUAACAUUUUCAAUGCUGGACUUUUACGUGUAACAGAGUAUCUUUACAGUGUGGAAUUAGUACUUUUAAUUAAGUAAAGGAUCGGAAUACUUCUUUCACCACUGGCUAUUUGUACAGGUUUGGCUGCCGCAAAAGCCGUGCAAUCCUUUUGUGAAUUAGCCUGUCAGUUUGGAAUCUGCUCUACCUACUCUCAGGAACGUCUUCAGCUGCUUCAGCUGCAUAUAACAAAUGUUGGCUAACAGGACACUCCCAUAAACAAACCGUGGCUACACACCCAUGCUAACGUUGAUUAAAAAGAGCAAAAUAAAACAUCUUUUAGAAAUUGAUCUUAAAGCUUUACUUAAAAAACUAGGAAAAUACAACCUUUUAAGGACACCAAUUUUUUUUGUGAAUGAACAAUGUCUUGUAAAUAAGUAAAUGUUCUUCCUUAAAAUACAGGGGGCAUGAAUAUAGACACCCCUAUGUUAAAUUCCCAUAGAAGCAGGCACAUUUUUAUUAUUAAAGGCCGAUUAGUUCAUGGAUCCAGGAUACUCUGCAUCCUGGAAUUAAAAUAUUCCCACAUCAUCACAUAUUUUUCACCAUACAUAGUGUCUGGGAAUGGGAAUUUCACAUAGGGGUGUCUAUAUUAUAUUUUCUUUGCGAAUGAAUAAUGUAUUGUAAAUGAAUAAAUAUUUUUAGAAUACCCCCUGUAUUUUAAGGAAGAAUAUUUAUUUAUUAACAAUACAUUAUUUAUUCACAAAGAAAAUUGGUGUCCCUAAAAGGUUGGAUUUUCCUAAGUGUUUUGAAUUAAGGCAUUAAGAUCAAUUUCACAAUAAAGAUCCAAUUGUUUUUUUAUUCCUCUUUUUAAUCAACUUUAGCGUGGGUGUGUAAACUUAUGCAGCCACUGUAUUUGGCUGUCAAGUUGUGUAAUAAUCUAAUUCCCACCUUGUAUUUUUUUCUGGGUUAUUGUUAAGAUGUGUAGAAUAAUGUUCUUACUAUUUGCAGCCAAAUAUAAAAGAAUGUAAAAUGUUUCCAUUAACGACCAAGUGUGUUUUGGUGGAUGCUUAUUACACAGAGUAGUGUGCUGUCUGGAGAUAGUGGUUCCGUUAAGUUCUCCGGCCAAGGUACAUCUGCCUUCCCCAAACAACGGAAGGAUUUUCAUAUUACAAGGCUACAGCAUUCAAAACAACUGUGACUUCUCUUCUGGGCAUCUUUAUAGCCAUGAAUGUGCAUCCGUCAGAUGGUCAGUUGGGUGGCCUUCGUCGGUUUCUAGCUAGCGGGAUGUUGGGAGCUGUGUUGUGCUACAGUGGCCGACAGGGGCAAAUGCCCAGCAACUUAAGAAACACAUGCAAAUAGACAAAACACAAGCAAAUGAAGAAAACAACUUCAUGCAUAGAGGGAGCAUAGACUGUAUGUUAUUAAUAUAUCAUGUUAAUUUAACAUCCAGUCUAUGGACGGGAGCCAUGAGACGGAAGGUCUCCAGGCUGCAGACAUACCAGACUCUAAUAAAAAGGAGAGCACUCUCUCCCCGUGGGGUCGAAAAUCAAGCGGUUCCAUUUAGCACUCUCCUUAGAGACCUGAAGAACUUUUGUUGUGUAAUCUGGAUGCAGAUCUUUUUUUGAUUUGUUUUGGGGAUUUGACUGCCUUUAUUUUUGCAUACUUUCUUUUUUCGGGGUUUGUGUGCUUUUCUUUUUGCAUCGUUUCUGUAUUUGCAGCACUUUUAUGUAUUUGGUUGUGUGUAUUUGCUGAAUGCUAUGCAUGUUUUGUAAAAUCACUGAAGUUGCCUUAUUUUUAUUUGCUUGUGUUUUGUCCAUGUCUUCUUAAAUUGCAGGGCGUUUUGCCCAUCGGCCACCGUAGUUUGCUUUCCCAGAGACUUCUGCAUCCUGGAGGGCCGGUGCUUAUCAACCGGGUGACUUUUCUUUUUUUCUGAGGGCCACAUUCUGCUUUCUGAUGGUUCAUGCACAAGUUGAAAGAGCUGAUGGGAUUCCAUUUUACUGGUAUUGUUCCUUGUAUGAUUUUAUGUGACAAAUACGGUUGAUGUGAGCUAAGAUAAGAAGAGUUGGAAGCGACCCCAGCCACUUUUCUUCAUGAAGGACAAAACUAAUCAUUUUUUACAAUCACAAGUCAAGCCUAAAGUGAAUAGACUUUAGGUGACGUUCUUGGUACAGCAUAGGCUACAUUCAUUGGCACAUCUGUCUUGAUCUAUUCUGAUCAUCAUAUAAAAACAAAUAUGCACGCUUUAAAUCUAAACAGCAGGUUAACAUUAUUGCUCUACGUCAGAGAAACCCUUAAUAUUUUAGACAGCUGUGGAGAACACUAAAUCAGUGAAACAGCAAAACGUUAACCCUGAUUCUCUGAGUGACUAUCUCUCUAAUGGACCUGUGCUGGAGUGGAAUCACGGCUAGUUUCAUCAGAACCCAUCUCCAAGCAGCCUAGAGCCAGAGGGAUAUCUCUACACUCUAAGAACCAAGGUUACAAUGUAACCACACAUUCUCUAUCAUAUGGGGACUAUCUCUCCACUCUAGGGCAGCAGCAACUAAUCAUUUAAAUUCAAUUAUAGAUAAUAAUUAUAAUUAAUAUUUCUGUCCAUUUUGACUGACAAACACACGAUUACAGGUUAAUUAAAACCAAACGUAACGGACAGAAAUACCUUCACUCUGUUUUCUCUCAGAGAUCAAUGUUACCAAUCUCCUGGUAAAGCUAUUUUAAAAGCUUACCUUGGUAUAGCUUCCACCCCAAAACGUAAAGUUAAUUGUUACAGGGCCACCAUCUGGCUAAAUUGCUCCACAAUAGAGACUACACUCCCUUGGGUCCCCAGCAAAACCCCGUCCAAGUGUGAAGUAGAUCGAACAAACACUGAGAUUUUCAAACGAGAGACAGCCAGACAUACACCCAGUGCAUUUACAAUACCAAUACAAAAUAUAAAUCAACUAAUAUAUAAUGAUUUAUUAUUAUAGUUGAAGCUUCCCAGUAGUAUGCAACAUAAUUAAAAUUAGCUUCACCUUUAGCAGUUACAAUAUUAAAGUCAUUAACACAUGAAUGCCUCAAUAAUUAUAAAUCAGUGCAAAAUAAAUAGCAACUGAACCUAAAAAACUGCACACAUUGUAGAAUGAUUCAGAGAUUUCUAGCUGCUAGGAUCUUGUCACGGUUUUCUUCGUACUGGUGCAGCAUCUUCUGGAGGUCAUGGUCAGCUGGAAUCACCUGCAUACACAUGCAUUCAGACAUAACAGAGUUACAGGCCAGCAGUUGCUGCAGGAGACAAAGAAAUCCAGAUUUGAAGGUCCCUAUGACACCAGGACAUGCAGUAACAUCAGUUACACAACGAGUAGUCUCGCAUUGCCAGACCAGGGUCUGGUUAGUCCACACAGCAUUCUGGGAUGGAAGAAAAACAUACUCUGGUUUAUCUGCAUUUCUUUAAACCAAUCACAAUCGUCUUUAGCGAUGCUAAGCACCGGACGAACAUGUGUAUGUUCAAAAACUCAGAUUGGACAUAUAGUCUAGAUGCUUAGAGCUGACUUGACAUCUGGGAACAACUGACCAAGUCAACUGAUGGUUCUCGUAAUAUUCUGGCCAAAGGACUACAGUUGAAAAUUAGUCGGCUGGCUAACACGGGCACAUUUACAGAAAUGUUAAAGAAUGUGCGCGGUCCUUAGAAAUAAAUAAAUAAAUAAAAAAUAGUCUAGCUAGCUGUCUGGAUUUACCCUGCAGAGAUCUGAGGAGGAGCAGUUAAAUGUAGUCCUCAUAAAUCACCCGGAGUUUGAAAUUCCAACACAAAAGGUAACAGACAUUGGGCUAAAAAAAAUGAUCCGUCAGAAUUUCCAGCGGCACCGGAGCAACCCUGGAAGUGGAACGUCAUAGAUAAAGACUAUACAGCAAUUAAAUCAGGCAAUCUGAUUGGUCAGCUAGACAGACUAGAACAGUUUGGGAAAUCCCACGAUCUCUACACAGCUAACAUUGGCUCAAAAUGACUGGCUGACUACACAGGAACCGGAAAUCGUCUCUCUGUUGCUUGAAGUUUUUUUUUUAUGUUAGUCUCUACAAAGCUAACGGUUAACAACGAGGGACUACAAAUCCUGUUUGUUGUUGUAUUUGAGAGUAACCGUUGUUGUAUACGUUAAUCACACUCGAGGGUGUGGUUUAAAGUCACAUUAUUGGCACUUCAGUAAUGUUUAUGGACGUUGGUGCCAGCCGCACCACUGUUGUGCCAAUAAUGACUUUAAAUCACAUCCUUUCGUGUAAUAUUGCUUAAAUGGCCGAAGGGAUUAAGUGGAAACGCAUUCGGUCAUAGGUUGGCCCGCUACAAGUCAGUGGAAAAGGUCCAUCUUUGUGGUUACUUGAAACUAGAGAUGUUCCGAUACCACCUAAAAUGCUGGUAUCUGUAAAUACUGGAGUACAUGCACCAAUCCGAUACAAUGUAAUUUAGCCAAGAAGAAAAUCUACUUCAAACAGUUUAUGUAUGCUUGUUUUCUGUUAUGACUCACUGUCAAAGUAGAUGAU
This is a messenger RNA of Etheostoma spectabile (orangethroat darter), 8270 nucleotides long. RefSeq lists its product as uncharacterized. The transcript has 6 exons. Gene Ontology annotation, cellular component: cytoplasm. Bases 214 to 1959 code for a protein of 581 amino acids. The record is from RefSeq and is a predicted model, not a curated record. NCBI's taxonomy places the organism in Eukaryota, Metazoa, Chordata, Actinopteri, Perciformes, Percidae.